This is a messenger RNA of Serinus canaria (Common canary), 3688 nucleotides long. It is a transcript of the gene SYT12, whose product is annotated as synaptotagmin 12. Bases 127 to 1395 code for a protein of 422 amino acids. The transcript is spliced from 7 exons. Lineage: Eukaryota; Metazoa; Chordata; Aves; Passeriformes; Fringillidae. Gene Ontology annotation, molecular function: clathrin binding; calcium-dependent phospholipid binding; phosphatidylserine binding. The record is from RefSeq and is a predicted model, not a curated record. Gene Ontology annotation, biological process: calcium-ion regulated exocytosis; regulation of calcium ion-dependent exocytosis; regulation of dopamine secretion.
AGGGGGAGAAGUGAUGGAGCGUCCCUGCUGGAAAAUCACAAGGCAUUGGAUUUUUGAGUUCUCCCCCUCCAUCCUGACGCUGUGUCUCGCGCAUUCCAGGCUGUCCCCUCGCAGGGAGCGUUUGCCAUGGACACUGGGCACGUGAGCAGAUCCCGCUUCAGUGUGGCCUCCAGCCCGCCGCGGUGGGAGAUCGGGCUCUAUGCCGCCGGCGCCUUAGCGCUGCUGGGAAUCGCAGCCAUCAACCUGUGGAAGCUGUGGCGCUCCGGGAGCUACCCGGCCCCUUCCCCCUUCCCGAACUAUGACUACCGGUACCUGGAGCAGAAGUACGGAGCGGCGUGCCCGGACAUCAGGAACAAGCGAGGGCUGGCCCCGGGCUCGCAGCGGGCGCCAGGUCGGAGCUCUUCGUCCCGCAAGAGCAGCCUGAGGGCAGAGGACACCUUGGAGAGCAUCCAGGAGCUGGGCAGCCUGGAGCUGAUGGGCAGAGACCUGGGCCUGGCCCACUGCGGCCCCCUGCGGAAAUCCAUCUCGGCCGACUCCCUCAACUCCAUCUCGUCCAUCGGGAACAACUUCGGGCAGGAUUUCACGGUGGGGCAGGUGGAGGUGUGCAUGGAGUACGACGGGAGGGCGGCCGCCCUGCACGUCACGCUGCUGCAGGGCAAGGACCUGCUGGAGAAGGAAGACACGCGCUUCGAGUCCUGCUUCAUGCGGAUCAGCCUCCUGCCGGCCGAGCAGAUCGUCGGCAUCUCCCGGAUCCAGAGGAGCUCCUACUCCGUGGCCUUCGACGAGCGCUUCUCGGUGCCGCUGGAUCCGGCGGCGCUGGAGGAGAACAGCCUGCGCUUCUCCGUCUUCGGCGUCGACGAGGACGAGCGCAGCGUCAGCACCGGCGUGGCCGAGCUCAAGCUCUCCGACCUGGACCUGGCCACGCGUCCCUUCAACGCCUGGCUCUACCUGCAGGACACCAACAAGGCGGUGGACACGGUGGGGGAGAUCCUGCUCUCCCUGAGCUACCUGCCCACGGCCGAGCGGCUCACCGUGGUGGUGGUCAAAGCCAAGAACCUGGUGUGGAGCAAUGGGAAGGUGACCGCAGAUCCCUUCGUCAAGGUGUACCUGCUGCAGGACGGGAGGAAGAUCAGCAAGAAGAAGACAGCGGUGAAGAGGGGAGACACCAACCCUGUGUUCAACGAGGCCAUGAUCUUCUCCGUGCCCGCCAUCGUGCUCCAGGAGCUGUCCCUGCGCGUGACGGUGGCUGAGAGCGGCGAGGACGGGCGCGGUGACAACACGGGCCACGUGCUGAUCGGGCCGGCGGCCAGCGGCAUGGGCACCACGCACUGGAACCAGAUGCUGGCCACGCUCCGCAAGCCCGUCUCCAUGUGGCACCCGCUGCGCAGGAAUUAGGAUCCCCGGAUCCUGGGGACAGCGGGCCCGCAGUAGGGACUUGGUGGCACCCACAAGGCCGAGCUGCUGAGGGGCCCAAAACACCCGGAGCACGGAGAGAGUGGCUCCGUGGGCACAUUCCGGGUCACCCCCGCAUGCGCCGGGCCAGAGCCGCCAGGCAGGAGCCAAAUGGACCAAAACCAGCAGGAACCUCCCCAAACCGCAUCUCCCGAGCAUUCCAUGUGCUCCCAACGGCCUCAAAAUCCACGGAAUCCUCAAACGGGGACUCUGAGCGAGGGAGAGGGGGGGAUUCCUUUGGAAGAUGGUUCUUGGGUGGGAAUCGUGAGGGGGGUGACAAAAGCCAGCCUGGCGUGGGUGGCGAUCCUGAUGGGAUCUUUUGUAGCGACUUUGGUGUGCUGUGCCAGGGUUGGAAUGUUUCCAGUGAGAAUGGAAAAAGGGAGCAAUAACAGCAGAAAAUCAAUUGUUACAUACGGCUUCUCCUCCCAUCUGUUCCCCCACACAGUAAAUCCCUGCCCAUCUCCACUGGCUGCAUAGGUAGGGAUUGGUUUCCAACCACUUGGUUUCCACCCUCUUGGGUUUGAGGUCAGAUCCAUGCUGGGAAUCAUCCCCUAAAGGUCCAGUAGGAUCAGUGGCAGCUUUUCUCACCCCAGCCACUUUUCCAACCCAAACUCGCCAUCAGAGUGCUCAGGACAGCACUCCAAAUUCCUGCUCCUUAACACAACUCUCACAACUGGGGAUUGUUUUUUCCAGCCUCUAAUCCUGGACUUGGGCUGCGAUUUACCCUAAAACUCAUUAUAUCCAAGAUUUGGGAAUAGAGAGGAACAUCUUGGCCUUGUGACCCAAGGCAGGUGGGAAAGGUCCCUAAUUUUAUAAUUUUUAAGCCCAACUCCUGUUUCAGAAGGAAGCCUGUGUGGCUCCUGUCUGCUGGUGGGCUCUGGCCCAAGCCAGGUUUGGGAUUUUUGGGGAGCUAAUUCCCACUCUGGUUUAUGGAGGGUGAUGGAGCCUCUCAUGGCACAGGCUGGAGAGCAGAGAAUGCACUGGGGCCACAUCCCUCCUUGCCUGGAGCCUUGGCUUUUCCCUGCCUGCAGGAUGCUGGUGGGAAGCCAGGCUGGGAAAUCGGGGGGUGUCUGGGACCCCGUGCCAUGGAAUUGGCACCAUUGGAUGAGCAUGGGCUGGGAUGUGGCUGCUUGGAUGAUCUGAGCAGGGAAAAAGGUGCGAAUGAGCCAUUUAUCUGUUUUUCCCUGAUUAAAAAGUAACUCCCAAGGUGAGUUAUCCCCUGAGCCAGUGGAACUUUUCCCUCCCCAUCUGUCCUGCAUGACCUUCCCUUUGGGACAUGGCUGUGAUGUCCCUGUUCCAUCAUCCCCCUCUGCUCUGGCUCAUCCUCCCCAUCUCCACUCACUGGUGCCCAGAUUCCCUUGUCCCACACUUCCUCCUCCCCACCUCUCCCUGUCCCACCUGCUGCCAGGGGAGCCAGUGCCAUCCCUCCAUGGGUGAUGCACAACACCAAGGCCCGAGCCAAGCAUGGAGGGGUUUGAAGGAUGAGGUUUUCUGAAGGAUGAGGAAGUUUUUGUGGGAAGUUGUUCACAGCCAGUACUCACAGCCCAUGAGGUUUGAGGGAAAAUUUGCUUAUUAGCUUAUUCCAGCCAAGUAUUUGGGAAGAGAUGGACACAGAAAUCCUUGGCUGUCUGGCAGCUCCUGCUAACUGCUGAGCUUUACUUGGGAUGAGGUGAACGAGUUCCACAGGUGCUGGAAUCUGUGAUGUUUAGCCCCAGAAGGAUGGGGAACGUGUGGGUUAGGCAUUUUUAUAGUGCUCCUCUCCAGCCAUUCCUAUUUGGAGGCACCUCUGCACCUUCUCCUUUACCCUGGGGACAAUAAAUGCUGCUGGAGCCAUUUGAGGGGGGGAUGGAUGGACCCUGUGUGAAGGAUUAGGAAAGGGUCCAGGAUGGACACGAGGCUACCUCCCACCUGAAAAGCUCACAUAGCUGUACCUGCUGCCACUGUGGGCUUUCCCAGUGGGAAUCAGCCUCCAAGGAGCUCUGUGGGAAGGGCAGGACAGCUCUGGGAAGGGACAGGCAGCAGUGAGGAGGGAGACCUCCCAGUAUCACAGGAAGGCUCUCCCAAGGAAAUGGUUCCACGUGCUGGAGCAGCUCCUCGUGGUGCCAACAUGGUUUCCCAUCCCUAUUCCCAUCCCCAGGCACACCUGGAGCAGGGCUGAGCCCCCUCCUGAGUCCCUGGCCCAAGUGGAGAGGGAAUGGCUGCCGUGUGAACAGGCUGGCUCCCUCCAGCUCUGAGC